Messenger RNA from Exaiptasia diaphana, 927 nucleotides. Its product is annotated as chymotrypsin-like protease CTRL-1. NCBI's taxonomy places the organism in Eukaryota, Metazoa, Cnidaria, Anthozoa, Actiniaria, Aiptasiidae. The transcript has 5 exons. The coding region runs from base 1 to 927 and encodes 308 amino acids. Gene Ontology annotation, molecular function: serine-type endopeptidase activity. Gene Ontology annotation, biological process: proteolysis. The record is from RefSeq and is a predicted model, not a curated record.
AUGGUGGCGUUAGCAGCGCAGAAGAUUGAAACUGUGGGCUUGGAGGAAAUACUGAAUCGUCACUCUGAAGAAAUCACCGAUAGUGAUGAUAGCGAAGAAAGCUCCAUCAGAAGCGAACAUUCGGAAACCGAAGAAGAAGAUUCGGAAGAUUCAGAAUCAGAUGAAGCUUUGGACGAAGAUGAAGAGCAGGAGGAUGAAAAUUCAGAACAAGAAAGUGAAGAAGAAGAGCCAAAUGACAAAAAGCGUUGCGAUCAUUGCGAUCACCAAGAUGUUGACGUAAAAAUGAUAGCUGCAUGCCCAAAAUGYCAUUGGCACGAUGCUUURUCAAAUCCAUCUCCUCGCUUCAGUGCGCACAAACGUGUUGGCGAAGGUGUGAAACAUGGCGUAAGUAAGAUUGUGAUGCAUCAUGGGUACGUUGGUGGAGUUCACAAAGACCAUGACAUCGCACUUCUAAAGCUGUCAAAACCAGCCCUAUUAACCAAGACAGUCAAUACAGUAUGCCUACCAACUCAGAACGAAUCAGUGAUCAAUAGAAAUAAGUGUUACGUCACAGGUUGGGGUAGGAUGUACGGCUCGGUGAUGUUCCAUCAAGCAUACAGACUUCAACAAGGCUACACCCCAAUAGUCGAUCACGCGACGUGUAAAAAAAUGCUCAGCAAGUUCCACGUCAACGCGAAGACUAUGCUCUGUGCUGGUGGACGCGGAAGCAGUGCUUGCAGUGGRGAUAGCGGUGGUCCGUUAGUUUGUGAGGAGCAGGGACGUUGGGUCCAAUAUGGUGCGGUGUCCUGGGGAACGGACUAUAAAUGCCCCGUUGAUACGUAYGUGGUUUACGUGAGAAUCAGUUCGUAUUUGAAAUGGAUUAAAGAUAUCACGRGGGCAUCUCAAACUUGUCGAAUCGCAUUGAUACUGUUAGACCUUUUAUGGUGA